AAUUGCGUUCGGUGGGGGGGGCUCUGCUCCUGUAUAAAUACAAAUAUCAAAAGCAAACCUCAGAAAACGACAUCGUGAAGCUGACUCUGUGAGAGCUCUGCAUCCCAUUCAGCUCUAAUGGAAGACGCAACGCAUUCAGAAUACGAACAUGCAGAAUAUGCAGAAUAUUCCGAUUUAGCCGGAGAAGAGCACUUGCAUCCUGAACGCUACUGCACGGACGCGGCCUGCGUAACCACGGUGAUCUUCACCGUCGUCACGUGUGUUCUGGGCAUCGCUGGAAACGGCGCGGCGAUCUGGAUGACCGGCUUUAAGAUGAAGAAGUCGGUGAACACCACCUGGUUCCUGAGCCUGGCUCUGUCCGGCUUCAUUUUCUGCGCAGCUCUGCCUUCCGUCAUCGACUACAGGCUGAAGCAGAGCUGGAACUUCGGGCCGUUCAUGUGCAGCCUUCACAGUUUCGUGGCUUACCUCAGCAUCUACAGCAGCAUCUUCAUCCUGGUCAUCAUCAGCGCGGACCACUGCCUCGCCGUCACGUUUCCCGUCUGGGCCCAGAACCAGCGCACGGUGAAGAAAGCGUCGGCGGUCGUCGUGUUGGUUUGGAUCGCGUCUUUGUCGCUCAGCAUUCCUCCUGCGCAGUUCAGCAUCACCAUAAACAUUCAAUCGAUCGCCAUAUGCUACAUCCACUACGAGCACCACCACACCGUCGUGCUCAUGCACUUCACUUUUGGGUUUUUGAUUCCGUUGCUGAUCAUCUUCACCUGUUACUUCAUCCUGAUCCGUAAACUUAGAGCAAACCAAACGUUCAGGUUCACCAAGCCCUACAGGGUCGUGGCGUUACUGAUCACAGCUUUCUUCAUCUGCUGGCUGCCGUUUCAGAUCGUUUCUCUGCUAGUGUUGGACAGAUCUAAUCACAGCUUUUCCCUUUUCGUGGCCCUGCUGGUUUGCAACAUUCUGGCCAGCGCCAACAGCUUCCUGAACCCGCUCAUCUACGUAUUCAUGAACAAUAAGAAACGCUGCUCAUUUCUUGCGAAAACCGAGAGCGCCGAGGAAAGCGCCGCCGAAGCAACUUCCGUGGAAGACGGGCUUUCUGCUGCUGUCUGAAACUUCACCAAUCUCUCUUUAUUCCUUCUCGAGUGUGAUUAAAGAAAUGACUCGGCUUUAACGAUCAGUGUAACUGUUUUUGUGUCGCAGGUUUGAGUUCGGAAAUCUACAAGUAAAAAAAAAAUUACUUUAAAUCAUUAAAAAUAUAUAUAAUGACUUGUAAAAACAGCUAUUAAAUGUCUACGGUUUUAUUUGAUCAUUUGGGUUACUCAUAACAUCCGUGCUUGAAAAUAUAAUAAACCUCUUGUUCUAACCA
This is a messenger RNA of Puntigrus tetrazona (Sumatra barb), 1354 nucleotides long. RefSeq names its product chemokine-like receptor 1. The transcript is spliced from 2 exons. Gene Ontology annotation, molecular function: complement receptor activity; G protein-coupled receptor activity. Lineage: Eukaryota; Metazoa; Chordata; Actinopteri; Cypriniformes; Cyprinidae. Gene Ontology annotation, cellular component: plasma membrane. The record is from RefSeq and is a predicted model, not a curated record. Gene Ontology annotation, biological process: positive regulation of macrophage chemotaxis; regulation of calcium-mediated signaling; inflammatory response. Bases 118 to 1098 code for a protein of 326 amino acids.